Hipposideros armiger (great roundleaf bat) is the source of this 3248-nucleotide messenger RNA. RefSeq names its product ankyrin repeat domain 13B (gene ANKRD13B). Gene Ontology annotation, molecular function: protein binding. The transcript is spliced from 15 exons. Bases 143 to 2074 code for a protein of 643 amino acids. Lineage: Eukaryota; Metazoa; Chordata; Mammalia; Chiroptera; Hipposideridae. The record is from RefSeq and is a predicted model, not a curated record. Gene Ontology annotation, cellular component: cytoplasm.
CGCCGGCGCCGCUCGCACAUGCCUGAGCCGCAACCCCGCGAGCAGGCAGCGCCGGCCCCCCGCCCCGCGGCCCCGGGCCCCGACUCCGGCGCCUUGCCUCCUCCCGGGCCGGGCGCCGUGGCCCCGGCAUGAGGAGCGGGCGAUGAUCCCCGCUAACGCCUCCGUCAGGAAGGGGCCGGAGGGCAAGUACCCGCUGCACUACCUCGUGUGGCACAACCGCCACAGCGAGCUGGAGAAAGAGGUCCGCGCCGGCCAGGUGGACAUCGAGCAGCUGGAUCCCCGUGGGCGGACUCCCCUACACCUGGCCACCACACUGGGGCACCUCGAGUGUGCCCGUGUGCUCCUGGCACACGGUGCAGACGUAGGCAGGGAGAAUCGCAGCGGCUGGACAGUGCUUCAGGAGGCUGUGAGUACCCGGGACCUGGAGCUAGUGCAGCUGGUGCUACGGUACCGGGACUACCAGCGGGUGGUGAAGCGGCUGGCGGGCAUCCCAGUGCUCCUGGAGAAGCUGCGCAAGGCCCAGGACUUCUACGUGGAGAUGAAGUGGGAAUUCACUAGCUGGGUGCCCCUGGUGUCCAAGAUCUGCCCUAGCGACACCUACAAAGUGUGGAAGAGUGGGCAGAACCUACGGGUAGACACCACGCUCCUAGGCUUUGACCAUAUGACAUGGCAACGAGGGAACCGCAGCUUCGUCUUCAGGGGCCAAGAUACAGGCGCCGUGGUCAUGGAGAUUGACCAUGACCGCCGGGUGGUGUACACAGAGACUCUGGCGCUGGCCGGCCAGGACCGUGAGCUGCUAUUGGCUGCUGCCCAGCCCACCGAGGAGCAGGUGCUGAGCCGGCUCACUGCGCCCGUUGUCACCACGCAGCUGGAUACCAAGAACAUCUCCUUUGAGAGGAACAAGACUGGCAUCCUGGGCUGGCGCAGUGAGAAGACUGAGAUGGUGAAUGGGUACGAAGCCAAGGUAUAUGGCGCAUCCAAUGUGGAACUCAUCACCCGGACACGGACAGAGCAUCUUUCAGAACAGCACAAGGGCAAGGUCAAAGGCUGUAGGACACCUCUGCAGUCCUUCCUGGGAAUUGCUGAGCAGCAUGGGGGCCCUCAAAAUGGGACCCUGAUCACUCAGACUCUGAGCCAAGCCAACCCCACUGCCAUCACCGCAGAAGAGUACUUCAAUCCCAACUUUGAGCUUGGCAACCGUGAUAUGGGCCGCCCCAUGGAACUGACCACCAAGACACAGAAGUUCAAGGCCAAGCUGUGGCUGUGUGAGGAGCAUCCCCUGUCCCUGUGUGAGCAGGUGGCCCCCAUCAUUGAUCUCAUGGCUGUCAGCAACGCACUUUUUGCCAAGCUGCGGGAUUUCAUUACCCUGCGCCUGCCUCCUGGCUUCCCUGUCAAGAUUGAAAUCCCGAUCUUCCACGUCCUCAACGCCCGCAUCACCUUCGGGAACCUCAACGGCUGUGACGAGCCGGUGCCGUUGGUGCGAGGCAGCCCCAGCAGCGAGACCCCUUCCCCAGGCAGCGACUCUUCCAGUGUCAGCAGCUCCAGUUCCACAACCUCCUGCCGCAGCUGUGAAAUCUCCCCCACCUUGUUUGAGGCCCCAAGAGGCUACAGCAUGCUGGGCGGCCAGCGGGAGGCGGCCACCCGUGAUGACGAAGAUGACCUACUGCAGUUCGCCAUCCAGCAGAGCCUGCUUGAAGCGGGCAGUGAGUAUGACCAGGUCACCAUCUGGGAAGCGUUAACCAACAGCAAGCCGGGCACUCACCCCAUGUCCUACGAGGGCCACCGACAGGACAGGUCCGCUGGGAGCCCUGGACGUGUCUUCCCUGCCCCCAGGAACACCACACACACGCCCCACCACCAGCCUGUGCCCCCAACGGCGGUUCCCAGCCCUCGGCCCAGCCCAAGCCGGGGCCCCGGUGGCCACAUGUUCCGGAGCUACGACGAGCAGCUGCGGCUGGCGAUGGAGCUGUCGGCGCAGGAGCAGGCGCAGGAGCAGGAGGAGCGGCGGCGGCGCGCACGCCAGGAGGAGGAAGAGCUGGAGCGCAUCCUGAGGCUCUCGCUGACUGAGCAGUAGCGCCACGGGGCCCUCACCCAUACCACGCAUGCCCCGCCCCGGAGUGAGACGCCGGGUCUGCACGCCUGUCCCUCUGCGGCUGGAGACCUGAGCCGCUGCCUCAGGGGCGUAGCGGUCACCAGGCACCGGACCGGGAGGGGUUCGGCAUGGCCACGGGGUACUUUUCCGGGCCAGGGCCCUAGAGGCAGCUGGCACGGCCUGGUCCCCCUGCUUUGCUGUAUCCUGACCCCCACCCCUCCCACCUGAGCUCAGGCCGGUCCAAAGGCAGAGUCAGGCAAUUCUGAGUGGGAGACGGGUCCUUAGAGGAGCAGUGUCCCCAUCCUUGCUCCUUUGGGCCAGCCCUACUUUCUGCUCGCUGACCCCUCUCCAGGACACUGCCCGUGAAGCCUUUGCAUCUCUGCUCUUCACCCCUGGGGCGCAGCUGAGCUCCCCACGUGCUGUGUUGCUGCUUUGUUCCAGACACAAACCAGCAGGUCAAAGGCCCAGCGCCUCCCCCACCCCGGCAUUUCAGCGUCAAGUGCACUUAGCGGGGUGCCCGGCUCCCCCAGCCCCCACACCUCUCCCGGGUUGGGUCUCAGGGUGGUCCUAGCUUCGAUUUUGGUGGCCAAAGGUUGGAGUCCCCUUCCUCAAGACACGUCUUUGUGGUCAGGGUGGGUGCCCAAGGUACCCCACCCACACACACACACACCUCACAAGGCCUGGCUCCCUUAUGCUCUCUUGGCAAAUGGGGGAGGGAGGGCAUAUUGGGCUGGGGGCAAACACGAGACCCUAUACUAGACUGGACACAGAGGUAUCACCUAGGGCCCUGGCACCACCACCCACCCCUUCCCACCAGCUGCUGCUAGCCCUCUGUGGUUGUGCAUCCCACUUGCCCCCACCCAGGGGCUGACUCUAAAAACCUUCAUCCAAUGGUGCUAACCCCCGGCUCUCCCCUGCCCCACCCCACCCCCCCAGAGAAGCACAGACCCCCCUAGGGGCAGGGUCCCACUGCACACCCUUGUCUGGGUUCUCUCAGACUGGCCUUCCUGGCUCAGCCAGUGAGGCUCAGAAGGGACACAAAAGGGAUAGAAGAAAACAACAAAGGAAAAGGAAAACUGUUCCUCUCACCCCCUUCCCUGAUGCCAGGGGCACCAGACUGAUUCUGAGGCACAAAUAAACAAGGCUUCAAACCUGA